AACAUGCUGCAGGCUAAGGCAGCAUCACUAUUGUUGACAUCUGUGAAAACUAGGAAGGUGGUCUGAAGAGUAUGGAUUUUGCUAAAAUACAGUAUUUGGCCAGCUAGAAAAAUAGUAGAUUACCUUUAUGAAUGUACAUGGCACUGUUAUUAAGGUUACCAUUGAUUACCAUUCUAUAUAGCUUCUGAUUUGUGGAUAUAGCUCUUUAAAGAGCUAACCUAGGAAAAAUAAUGAAAACAUUAGGUAGAAUCUAGCAAAAUAAAAAUGGAGAAGAAAAUUAAUAAAGACAUGAACUAGGGUAGAAAAUGCAAAAUUUAAACUGGGGUGGUAGUAAAAGUAUGUGGAGCUAGUAAGAGUGCUCUUGCAGAAAAUAAUCAUCUAAUGUAAGUCAUGUUUAUUGAGUACUUAUUAGACACUAAAUUUAUUACUUAUACUAGCAGAGUAAAUUCUUAUACUGACUCUCCACAUUUGAUAUGAUGGUUUUUGUCAUUUUAAUGUAUAUAAGUUCAUAUUCUAUGGCACCUGUAUCUGACUUCAUAUUUUACUUAAUACAUUUUUCCUCCAGAUCAAUCAGUUUUGUUGCAAAUGGCAGAAUUUCCUUAUUUUCAAAGACUGAGUAAUAUUCAGUUGUGUGCAUGCACAGAUGAUUGUUUAUGAAUUCAUUGUUGAUGGGUAUAUAGCUUGAUUCUAUAUGUUGUCUAAAAAGAAUGAUGCUGAAAUAAACAUGGGAGUGAAGAAGUUUUCUUAAAAAUAUUGAUUUAAUUUCUUUUAGAUAUAUAACAGAGAAGGGAUAUUGAAUCAUGUGAUAGUUCUAUUUUAAUAUAUAUCAUAUAUAUUUUAUAUAUUUUAAUAUAUAUAUAAUAUAUAUUAGAAACUGCAAUCCUCUUUGUAUAGAGCAACAUCAAUCUAUAUUCCCUCCAAUAAGAGAAAAAAAUCCCCUUUAUCUCUACAUCUUCAUUAACACUUGUUUUUGUUUUGUUUUUUUUUUGAAUUGUUGUAAAAAGCUCUUUGUAAUGCCUUGAUUGAUUAUUUCAUGGUAGUUUAUAUUUUUCAUUUCUCUGGUGAUUGUGGUAUUUACACCUCUUCUUACACCUCUAUUUUGCCAUCUAAAUUUCUCUAUCACUUAAUUAAAAUCAUCACAUGUAAAUGUAUUUCAAUGAUAAUAUUUAUUUUCAGAGUUGGUCAGUUUUGUUCAUACCUCUUCCAAUAUCCAUCUAUUUUUGACAUUAACAUAUAAAGGUUGUAGGACCAAGUUUCUAUAUUUUCUUUAUUUGAGAAAUAUCAAAUAUUCAACAUCUUCAAGCUGAAUGCCUUUUAUAUAAAAUGAGACCCACAUUUUUAGACAAAACAUGACAUUUUACUUACCAGGAGAUUUAUUUACCAGGCAAAAUAACAACAAUAAUUCCUUCAAGGGCUGAAUCAUGCACACUUCAAACCACAUGGAGUUGAUAAUCCAAAGCAGGAUGUUUCAUAAUUCUCUUUUCAUUUUUAUUCUUCCCACGUAUCUUUAAAGUCGGUUAAAUCCUUCUAGAUUUCAGCAGCCUUGAGGCAAUGAUCCAACUCCCUAAGCUAAAAUUUGUUUACCUCAAAAGAAGGGUCAUGGGCCCAGCUGAGUCAGCCUUUGGGGGAUUUGAUUCUCUGUUCUGAUGCUCUGCUCUCUUGUCUUGGAUAAUUAAGAGGUGACUAAAUGGCCCAUGUAAAUGGAAAUAUUUAAAGAGAGGCUGGUUGCCCACUUAUUUUCACAACAUCUGGGAAGGAUUUGAAUCAAAUCACUGGCUCCUAAAUGAUGCUUCAAGGACAAAAGCAAUGUUGACUGUAUCCGAGUCAUAUGGGAAUCUUUGUGAAAAUAGAAUUUUCUGUCCUUACCUAAAACAUGUUGAAUCAAAAUCUCUAGAGGAAACACCUGGAAAGCUGUAUUCAUUGUUUGCUAUUGUUGUUUUAAGGAAAAAGUCUUCCUCACAUGGAUCUGAAGAUCCAUUAUGUUUGGGAAAUAGUGGUGGAAAUCAGAGUUUCCAAGACUUAACUGAGUUUAAUUGUUAAAAUACAGGUCCUGAGGGAGGGGCUGAGAUUCUUCUGAAUUUCUAACAAGCUCCCAUACUUGUUGGCUUAGACUUUUUUUUUUUUUUUGUAACAAAGUACUGGAUUAUUUGUCAAGUUUCUUCUAGUUUUACUUUUCUGCACUUUCUAGAACAGUGGUUUUUAACCUUCCUAAUGCUGCAACCCUUUAAUACAGUUCCCCAUGUUGUGGUGACCCCUCAACCACAAACUUAUUUUUGUUGUUAUUUCAUAACUGCAAUUUUACUAAUGUUAUGGAUCACAAUAUAAAUAUCUGCAUUUUCAGACAUACCCUGGAAAAGGGUCGUUUGGUCUCCAAAGAGGAUGCAAUCCGUGGGCAGAAAACUGCUGUUACAGAACCUGUAGCAUAUUACCCCCACUCACAUCAAAAUUCUAUUAAGACUAAUAUAUUUUUAUACAUGUGCUUUAUUUUUUUAUUUACCUAUAUAAAAUGGAUUUUGAUCAUACACACACACACAACUCCAUUCCACCUUCUCCAGGCCUCCCCAACAUGGCUCCCUCACAUCUUUGUCAUCUCCUGUUUUGUUUUGCUUUUUUAAAUAAUACACUGUGUCCAUUGCAAUCUGCCCAUAUGUACAUGUGUUUGGAGCUUCCACUGGAGGGUGGGCAACCUACAAGUAGCCAUACCAACAAAGAAAAAGAUUUUCUCUCCCCUUUGCAGUUAUCAACUGCUUAAAACUCCUCAUCUAGGGACAAGGCCUUGUUCAUACUGAAAUUUUGAUUGGAUUAAUCUUGAGCAUGUAAACCUAGCUCCAUAUAAAUUCAUGACUGCAGAAAGAAUCUCAAUCCACAUAUAGGAUACCCUCCAUAUGGGUUAUUGGUAAGGGAGUCUCUAGAGAAACACCUCCUCAAAGAAAAACAUAAGUCAGUUUAUUGCCAUUGUUCAUGAUUGCCCACUGUAAUUAGAUGGUCAUAUCCUAUUAUUGCUAAAGAUAACACUUAUUUUAGUUGUAAUUGAUAUAGGAAUUAAUUUUAAACUUACUUGGAAGCUUCCUCCUGGCCAGCCAGCUUUUAUUGUAAGGGUGAUAACAUUUAAGAUUCUGGAAGAAAAAGACACUAGUAGACUUCUCCAUGUUGUAAUACUAACUUGGGGGCUGGGGCUGGGGAAGACUUGCACUACAGUGCAAUAGUGGCAUAAAUAUUGGGAAAAUAAACAACUACAUUCUGAUUGGGUUUAAAGUCUGCUCCACAAAAGGAAAUUCAUGAGUGACACUGUAAACCUUACUAAAAGCCUAUGGCUAGAAAAGCCACCAUCCCUAGAGGGGAAUCUACUGUGUUCUUUGGCUAAAUAAAGCAUGAUCAUGUUAAAAUACCUUCUAAAUAUGUGUUUGUACCCACAGAUCUGUGGUGCUCUCAACCUUGGUUAGAAAAGCUUCUUUUUGCAGUGCGAAGCAAUUAAUGCAGAGACUCAUAACUGACAAAAAUGCUAAGUUGUGACUUCUUAGCCCUAAGCAAGAUAUCUGUAUCACCGAAACAGUGAGGCUCUGGGAAUAUCAUGGAAAAGAAGAGUAAAGAAUAUCUGAAAAAUCUGGCAAAAAAAAAAACCAUCAAAGUCAGUCGUCUUCGAAUAGUGGCAGAGCUGACCUGCACUGAAGCAAACGUUUCUUCUGUGUGUGCCAGACUUCUCCCCAUAAAAGAACAUGAAAUGUCCUUCCAAACACCUGUAAAGUGAUGACCAACAUAUGGGAAUUUGAGAAGCUGAUGUAUGAGACAGUUAUGAAUCAAGUGAGAAAUAUCCAAUUUCCAUGAUGUCCUGGAAGUCCUUACAACAAAAUAAACAGGACAAGAAAAUUUUAACAACCUUUCAUGUGUACUUGCACAAUGGAUUUCUGUGGUUGUGUAUACAAAUCUGAGGCAUAAAUAUAGCCAGGCUUUUUUAACAUUCCCAAAUCAUAUGUAGAGGGUAACAAUUGUAGAAAAAAGUUAUUUUAUACUCUGCCUCUCUGAACCACUGACUUCUGGGCAGUACAGAAGUUACUUGUAGAGUUAGAUUUUGAGUGACCAGUAGACAAAGAAAAUUUCUCUGAAAAUAAUCAUGACUGAUAAUUUUACAUGUAACAAGACUGAUGGAGACAAUACAGAUUUUAGAUACUUCAUUUAUGCAGUAACAUACACUGUUAUUCUUGUGCCAGGUCUCAUAGGGAACAUAUUAGCCUUAUGGGUAUUUUACGGCUAUAUGAAAGAAACCAAAAGGGCUGUGGUAUUUAUGAUAAACCUAGCCAUUGCUGACUUACUACAGAUUCUCUCUCUGCCACUGAGGAUAUUUUACUACUUGAACCAUGACUGGCCAUUUGGUCCUGGUCUCUGCAUGUUUUGUUUCUACCUGAAAUAUGUGAACAUGUAUGCCAGCAUCUACUUCUUGGUCUGCAUCAGUGUGCGAAGAUUUUGGUUUCUCAUGUACCCCUUUCGUUUCAAUGACUGCAAGCAGAAAUAUGAUUUGUAUAUCAGCAUUGUUGGCUGGCUGAUCAUCUGCCUUGCCUGCCUACUCUUUCCUCUCCUCAGAACCAAUGAUGAUACUCCAGGUAACAGAACCAAAUGCUUUGUGGAUCUUCCUAUCAGGAAUGUCAAUCUGGCCCAAUCAGUUGCCAUGAUAACUAUUGGAGAAGUGGUUGGAUUUGUUACUCCUCUUAUGAUUGUUUUAUACUGUACUUGGAAGACAGCUUUGUCAUUACAAAAUAAAUACCCCAUUUCUCAACAUCUUGGAGAGAAAAAGAAAGCCCUGAAGAUGAUUCUAACCUGUGCAGGGGUGUUUCUAAUUUGCUUUGCACCUUACCACUUCAGCUUUCCUUUAGAUUUUCUGGUUAAGUCCAAUGAAAUUAAGAGUUGCUUAGCAAGGAGAGUGAUUCUAAUAUUUCAUUCUGUGGCCUUGUGUCUGGCAAGUCUGAAUUCCUGCCUUGACCCAGUUAUAUAUUAUUUCACCACUAAUGAGUUCAGAAGACGUCUUUCAAGACAAGAUUUGCCUGAUAGCAUCCAACUCCAUACAAAAUCAUACAAAAAUGUGAGUAACCAUGCCACUUCUACCAUGGCAGCUGAUCUAUGCUAAAGAAAACCCAGAACCAAACAUGGCCUGGAAUGCAAAUACCAGAACACAUUCGUAGUACCCCAUCAAGACAGUAUUCUCAGAAAGUAUUCAUAACCUUUCAGAGUGGUCUAUAUUACUUACAAUGGAAUGCACAUAUUUAUGACAAUACCUGUUUAGAAUACUGUAUUUCAAUAGUCAUUGCUGGUGACAUGUCCAUGCAGUAAUGUUGGACCAAGUCUUUAAGACUUAAGUGGUAAAAUUUUGAUAACACUGCACACAUAUGCUCUUAGCUAGAGUCAUCAGUUUCAUCUGUGAAUCUAAGUCACAAAGAGGUUACUCUCUCAAGCCCAUUUUAAGCACUGAGUUUUCUUACCUCAGAUGCUGAAUCUAUGUUCAAAAGGUAUGUAAUUGUCCAUUUGUAGUAGUGAUCACAGUUUUAAUUCCAACAUAUUUGAUUGUGUUUAAAGUAAGGUGGGCAAAACUUGAUGUAUAUAUAAUGUUACAAAAAAUAGGGUAAUUGUUAUCUAUCUCUCAGAUGUGAUUCCAUUCAAGGAUUUGAAACUCCAAUGCUUGAUUUCUUCAGUUAGUUUCAAUAUGAAACAUCAUCUGUCACAUUACUUGUUGAAUGAAGUUCUAAAAUCAGGCUUCAUUACACUUAAACUAAGAACAACAAAAUUCAUGAUACACAGUAAUCCUCUGUUAUUGUAUAAAAUGCUACAUUGAAUAUUCCCAUGGCAGGUAGUUUUCUACAGUUGACCCAAGAUGACUCAGAUGACUUUUAUGUUUUAGAGAAAGGACAGAGAUAACAAUCACAAUUCUGGCUCUCUGAAAAUAGGUUCAUAGAAUACCUUCAGAAUUCUAUGAACUGGUCUAGGAGAGGUAUAGCUUUUCAUCAUAAUUUAGAAUUACAUAGAAGAAAUCUGACAGGUUAUAACUGUAUUUACUGAGCCUAUGGAAGAAACAGUGAACCAAUUAGUCACUGAGCUUGGACAGAGUGAAAUUAUGAACCAAAGUGAAGUAUAAGUCUUAAAAAUCACUAUUUUUCUUUAAAUAUUUCCCAAGGUAAGUGGUGCCUAUUAAGGCAUCUACACAAGUCAGAGUAAGACAUAAAGACAGUGGUCAUGUGGGCAUUUAAAUAUGCAUUUUCCAGUUAAGUUAUGAUUAUUAAGCCUAUAAAGAUUACCUUUCAGAAAAUGCCAGAAGCAAUUCUUUCACCUUUUGAGAAAAGUGUAGAUCAUUCAAGCAGCCUUACAUACUCCUUAUAAAAGCUAUGCCUACUAUCUGUUUGGUACUACUGAGCAGGAAAAACUCGGGUAUGUGGCUCUAAGUACUGGAACAUUCUGAAGCAUGAUAUACAUUGUAAAAAAAGAUUACUUUUAGAAAUAUUGUAAUAAGAGAAUGUGGAGAAAACAUUCUUUACAUUGAAAAAAUAUAGAAAUCAAGCAAGAAACACACACACACACAUACAUACAGUUUAGUUUUAGGUAUAUAGUUAAUGAUACUAUAUGUUUUGGGGGAAACUAAUUAAAUUGACAUGAAUUUUGGCUUCUAAUACUAGUGAGAAACUUCUAAAGUUUUGUCUGAGUAAGUAAAACAAAGUAUUGCUUAUGCUUAUACAGUUGAUUAAAAUAAUGUAUUAGAAAAAUGAAUUUAUGCUGCUAGCAACAGUAUAUUUAUAUAUUUUGUAGUUAUUCCUUGUAAUGUAUACAUGUUUUGAUGUAUUAAAUAAGUGUUAUUUUGUUUUCAAAAGAAAAA
This is a messenger RNA of Mastomys coucha (southern multimammate mouse), 6853 nucleotides long. RefSeq names its product G protein-coupled receptor 174 (gene Gpr174). The transcript has 2 exons. The coding region runs from base 4112 to 5119 and encodes 335 amino acids. Lineage: Eukaryota; Metazoa; Chordata; Mammalia; Rodentia; Muridae. The record is from RefSeq and is a predicted model, not a curated record. Gene Ontology annotation, biological process: phospholipase C-activating G protein-coupled receptor signaling pathway; positive regulation of Rho protein signal transduction. Gene Ontology annotation, cellular component: membrane. Gene Ontology annotation, molecular function: G protein-coupled receptor activity.